CGGCACCGUAGGUGAGGCCGACGGCGUGGGUCUUCUCUCUGCGGAUCUGCGGCUUAGGCGGCUGCUGGUCCGAAACGGCUGCAGUUAAAGCCUUGGGAAGACAGGGAAGCGGCGAAGGUUGUUUCAGCGGUUUUGGAGUUCGAAAUGCUUUACCUGAUCGGCUUGGGGCUGGGAGAUGCCAAGGACAUUACAGUCAAAGGCCUGGAAGUUGUAAGACGCUGCAGCCGAGUGUAUCUGGAAGGCUACACCUCAGUCCUGACUGUAGGGAAGGAAGCCCUGGAAGAAUUUUAUGAAAGAAAAUUGAUUGUUGCUGAUAGAGAAGCAGUAGAACAAGAAGCUGAUGAUAUUUUAAAGGAUGCUGAUAUCAGUGAUAUUGCAUUCCUUGUUGUUGGUGAUCCAUUUGGGGCUACCACACAUAGUGAUCUUGUUCUGAGAGCAGCUAAGCUGGGAAUCCCUUAUCGAGUUAUUCACAAUGCUUCCAUCAUGAAUGCUGUUGGCUGCUGUGGUUUACAGUUGUAUAAUUUUGGAGAGACGGUGUCUAUUGUUUUUUGGACAGACACCUGGAGACCCGAAAGCUUCUUUGACAAAGUGAAGAAGAACAGACAAAAUGGCAUGCACACAUUAUGCUUACUAGACAUCAAAGUAAAGGAGCAGUCUUUGGAAAAUCUAAUCAAGGGAAGGAAGAUCUAUGAACCUCCUCGGUAUAUGAGUGUCAACCAGGCAGCCCAGCAGCUUUUGGAAAUUGUGCAAAAUCAAAGAAUACGAGGGGAAGAACCAGCAAUCACUGAGGAGACACUUUGUGUUGGCUUAGCCAGGGUUGGAGCAGAGGACCAGAAAAUUGCAGCAGGCACUUUACAGCAAAUGUGUACUGUGGACUUGGGAGAACCAUUGCAUUCCCUGAUCAUCACAGGAGGCAGCCUGCAUCCGCUGGAGGUGGAGAUGCUAAGUCUGUUUUCCAUUCCAGAAAAUAGCUCAGAAUCUCAAAGCAUCGAUGGAGUCUGAAUAUAGACAUAUCCUGUUGUCUGAUAUUAAUUUUAGUCAUCUAUGGAUAUAUACAUAUUUGUAUAACAAAUUAAACAAGUCUUUUGGCUUAUGUACUACAUAUAAAACAAGUGACCACAAAGAAAGAGGUUGACUCGACCAUGUUUGGUUUCCUCCAGUGAGGUUUUCCCUAUAAUAUCGUCUGUCAUUGCAGCUCUUUUGGCAACUCUCCAGACUACACUCAUGGAGCAGACCAAGCUGGACUUUUCGGUAGGCGUCCAUAGACAGAACCAUUGAAAAAUGGUUUUAAUUGAUGAAACCAACUUAUACAAGAUGGUUGUUACAGAGUAUGACUGAGAGGUAACUGGAAUGUAGUCACUUGAAUCCCAGCUUUAAAGUGAAGAAAUGCCAGGAGUAGCAAGAAAAGCAGAUAAAGUACUGGUAACAUAUCAGAUAUUGUUUUUAUAAUUUUCCUUUUUCUUAAAAGACAGCUGUCCUGACUAGGACAAGUUGUGUGACAGCAGCUGGUAUAAUGACCCGUAAACAGAGCGGGUAAGACUAAAUCUCUACCCAGCAGUCCUACAUAUUUAAAGCUUAGCUGAGCACGUGCCACAAAAUAACAUUCUUCUAAAUUGGCUGUCUUGGUUAGCUGACAUCCUAAUUUUGUGGCUCAUAUUGUGCUAUAUUUUGGAGGUUAGGUAAUUGUUUAAUUAUAAAUGUUUAGCCAGCCAUGUACAGUUGCUUUUUGGCAUUAAAUAGCAUCUUUCAUACCCAAGCAGAUAAAUGGAAAACUUGCUGAUUAUAAAAUAAAAUUUUAAACAAUUUAAGUUUGAAGGCCACAAUGGAUUAGCUAAGAUUCAUCAUAUCAUGUAAUUCAGUUAAUAUGCCAUUAUAUAUUGUAUAUAGUCGCAAUCCAAUUCUAUUUAUUUAUUUAUUUAUUUGAAAGGCAGAGUGUCGGGGCCGGCACCGUGGCUCACUUGGUUAAUCCUCUGCCUGCGGCGCUAGCAUCCCAUAUGGGCACCAGUUCUAGUCCCGGCUGCCCCUCUUUGCUCUCUGCUAUGGCCUGGGAAAGCAGUAGAAGAUGGCCCAAGUCAUUGGGCCCCUGCACCCACAUGGGAGACCAGGAAGAAGCACCUGGAUCCUGCCUUCGGAUUGGUGCAGCCCCGGCCAUUACAGCCAUCUGUGGAAUGAACCAAUGGAAGGAAGACCUUUCUCUCUGUCUCUGCCUCUCACUGUCUGUAACUCUACCUCUCAAAUAAAUAAAUCAAAUCUUUAAAAAAAAAAAAAAAGAAUGAAAGAAAGGCAGAGUGUCAGAGAGAGUGGGAAAGACAGAGAUCUUCCAUCUGCUGGUUCACUCCCAAGUAUCCUCAUCUCCUGCAUGGGUGGCAGGUGCCCAAUACCUGGGCCAUCUUCUGAUACUUCCUCAGGAUCAUUAGCAGGAAGCUGGAUCAGAAGCAGAGUAGCCAGGACUUGACCCAGCACUCCAGUAUGGAUGUGGGCAUCUUGACUCACUGCAUAACAAAGCUAGACCCUUACUAAUUUUCAGUAAUACUAUACUUAUUAUUUCUCUUGACCAGAGUUUUAUACUUUUUGUCAGUUCAAAAUAGAAAUAGCUUUGAUGAAUGCCAGUUAAUCCAACUCUAUGUAUUUCUGUGACUUAAUCAGUUUAUCAGACCUCUUUGCUUAGUAAAUUUGUUGGCUGCUAAACAACAAUUUUUCUUCUACAUAGGAUUAUCAGUUAGCUAGGGAUGAUUUUGACUUUCUGGACACUCUUUGCAGUUCUGUUGGUCUGUGUAUCCUUCUUCCCCACACUAUCUAUCUUCAUUAUUUUAGCUUUAUGUAUAUAUAUAUUUUUUUUAAGAUUUAUUUAUUUACUUGAAAGGCAGAGUUACAGAGAGGCGGGGAGAGAGAGAUAGAGAAAGAGAUUUUCUAUCCCAAAUGGCUGCAAAGGCCAGAGCUGAGCCAAUCCAAAGCUAAGUGCCGUGAGCUUCUUCCGGGUCUCCCACGUGGGUGCAGGGGCCAAAGGACUUGGGCCAUCUUCUACUGCUUUCCCAGGCCAUGGCAGAGAGCUGGAUUGGAAGUGGAGCAGCCAGGACUUGUACUGGUACUUUAUGGUAUAUCUUAAAAACAGGUAGGAUGAUGCCUCUAACUUAAUUCUUUUUUCAAAAUUGUUGGAGCUAUUCUAGUGUCUGUGCCUUUCAUAAAUUUUGCAAUGAGUUUGUCAUCUGCAAAAGAGCUUGAGACUUUGAUUGGAAUGGUUUGAUGUGGUAUGAAUAUUUUGGAUUUCAUCUAUUUGGGGCUUAAUCAACUUUUAGAAUCUGGGUUUAUGUCAUUAACGUUGGGAAGUUUGCAGCUAUUAUUUUCUCGAAUUGUUUUUUUUGUUUGUUUUUGGGGGGAGUUUUUCUUUGUUUUAUUUUUACUUACUUGAAUGUCAGUGAGACAGAACUCUCAUCUGCUGGUUUGCGUUGCAUAUAGCUGGGUAGGCUAGGAGAGGGUAAUACAAUCCAGGUCUUGUACAAGGGUGGCAGGUACCAAAUGACUUGAGACAUCACUGCUACCUUCCAGAGUCUGCUUUUGUGGGAAGCUGGAGUCAGGAGUCAGCAAAUUUGGGCACUCCAGUGUGGCACUAGGCCAAACACCCACUUGUUCCUCACAUAUUUUUUAGGCAUGGGAUACUUUAUUCUCUUUUGGAACUGUGAUAAUAUUAAUGUAUGACUUUUUUCCCCACAUUUUUGAGCUCUAAUCAUUGUGCCUUCAAAUCUAUUUUUUCUGUUACUGAGGGUGCAAAAUUUCUGUUGAUGUAGUUUAAACUUCACUGACUCAUUCCCCUUUUUCUCCAUUUUGCUAGUGAGUCCAUUCUAUAUGUUUUUCAAAUUUUGCUAACUAUUCCAAGAUUUACAAUAGGUUCUUUUUAUAUAUUCUAGUUCCUAUUUUAACAUUUGUUGCUGUAUUAUUUGUUAUUGCUGUUCAAACAUUUCUGUAAUAGCAGCCGUAAGAUCUUUGUUGGAUAAUUCCAACAUUGAUGUCAUCUUUACUUUGACAUCUGUUCACUGUUUUUCUUCCGCAAGUUAGACAUUUUUGUGGUAUUCUAUCAAGUAAUUUUGGAUUGUAGCUUUGACAUUUUGAAUUUUAUGUUAUGGAAUUCUGGGUCAUGUGGUAGGUAAUUCAGUGCAGAACGUUAGGCUAAAUUCACAAUAUUCACAAUAUGAUUAUAUGUCUGCCUUCUGUGGGCUCUGGUUCCAACAUCAGUUUAGUUUUCAAAGACUGCAGUUCUCUUUGAAUGAGUCUCAGGUUUGUGCCACUCAGUCUGCAUUUUAGGAGGUCCUUUGUUGGAUAAUUUGGCUCUUGAGGUUGUUUGCUGUGCUAAGGAGAAUCACUUUCAGGCAUUAGUGAUUUGUGGGUGCUCCUUGGGGUUCAUAAACAACUUUGAGGAUAUCCUAGGAUCCUACCCUCCAUGAUUUCUAUACUACUUCCUAGUUCCGUAGGUUCUGCCUUUCAGUCCUUUGACUAGAAACCUGGGAUUCCAGUUACUCUGUUCUCCAUUUUAUACCUUUAUGAUUGGGCUUACAUCCUGAUCCAUGUGAAGGACUGACAAAGAAAAGAAAAAGUAACAGGGUUUUUGCUCUACCCCUUUGAAACCAUGACUCUCCCAAACAGAAAAACCAUCCUGUAUCAAAGUUGUAGUUCUGUGGUUCCCAGAGCUGCUGGCCACACUACAGGAUUGCAUGGGCAAAGUCUUUUUGCUCCAAAUAGUUUAACUACAAAUGUAAUAACUUUGCCUUUUUUUUUUUUUUACAGGCAGAGUUAGAGACAGAGAGAAAGGUCUUCCUUUUCUGUUGGUUCACCCCC
Molecule: messenger RNA, 4830 nt
Organism: Lepus europaeus (European hare)
Lineage: Eukaryota; Metazoa; Chordata; Mammalia; Lagomorpha; Leporidae
Gene: DPH5
Product: diphthamide biosynthesis 5
Exons: 8
Coding region: 145-1002 (285 amino acids)
Biological process (GO): protein histidyl modification to diphthamide
Molecular function (GO): diphthine synthase activity
Source: RefSeq, a predicted model, not a curated record